Messenger RNA from Manacus vitellinus (golden-collared manakin), 2795 nucleotides. RefSeq names its product ubiquitin specific peptidase 10 (gene USP10). The record is from RefSeq and is a predicted model, not a curated record. Gene Ontology annotation, biological process: DNA damage response, signal transduction by p53 class mediator; protein deubiquitination; regulation of autophagy. Bases 1 to 2673 code for a protein of 890 amino acids. Gene Ontology annotation, molecular function: cysteine-type endopeptidase activity; cysteine-type deubiquitinase activity. Lineage: Eukaryota; Metazoa; Chordata; Aves; Passeriformes; Pipridae. Gene Ontology annotation, cellular component: cytosol; nucleus; early endosome. The transcript has 14 exons.
AUGGCGGCGGCGGGGCGCGGCGGCGGUGAGGCGGCCGGGACCAGAACCGAGCUCCGGCGGGGGACGCGGGCCCGCCAUGGCCCUGGCAAUCGGCGCGCAGGUAGCCGCCACCGCCCGCACCCCGCGCUCUGGCGCCCCGCCGGCACGCGCCCGGACCCCACGGGGCUCCCGGCGGCGGGGCGGGCCCGGGGUGGGGGGAGCAUGGUGGCCGGGAGUAGGCCCAGGGUCGAUCUGUGCACGUUCAUUGAAUGUGCGCGAGCGCGGUGGGGCCGCUCGCUGGCCCGGCGGGGGCGGCGGAUCCGGCGCUCCCCCCGGCGGAUUCCCACCCCGGGGUAUAUUUUUGGGGAAUUCAGCCCUGAUGAAUUUAAUCAGUUCUUUGUGACUCCACGAUGCUCUGUUGAGCUCCCCCCAUACAAUGAAACAGUUUCAUGUGGUAUUAAAUCCACAGGGGAAGAGUAUCAGAGAAUUGAAUUUGGUGUUAACGAAGUCAUUGAGACGCAAUCAGCUGUCCUAAAUAACACCGACUACAGUAUUUCAAGUACUCUGAAUCCUCAGGCUCCAGAAUUCAUCCUCAGUUGUGCACCUGCUCAGAAACCCCCUGAUGAUGCUCUCAGUGAAACCAACUACAACUCCAUCGACUGCCAGUUCAGCGAUCCCGGCCUGGCUUUGGACAGCGGCUCCAACGCGGAAAACGACGGCUUGUCCGGAGGCCUCGGGCAGAGGGAGCGCAAAAAGAAGAAGAAAAGACCCCCUGGAUAUUACAGUUACCUGGAAGAUGUCAGCGAUGGUUUAGCCCCCCCGGAGGCGCUGGUGAACGGCCACGCCAACUCCUCGGGCCUGCCCCCGGAGGACACGGAGCUGGCAGGAGACAUCCCCUCCCUGGCCACGCCAAGGACUUGCAACAGCCCGGACAACUCCGUGGACUUCGUGCCUGGAGCUGUCCCUGCUGGGGCCGUUCCCAGCGCUCUGGACAAUGCCAGGACUGCCGGGCAGCCCGAGGUAUGCCGAGUUCCUAAUUCUGAACAGUUUUGCCUCCCCUCGGAGGCCGUCAGAGAUAGCCCCCUAAGGACAGCUGGUGUACAGUCUUAUGCUGGUACUGAUACUACUGAAAGUCUUGGCGUUACUAAUGGACAAACACUUGAAUCCUCUGGUGAGGACACAGCUGCCAAUGGGGUAGAAUUGCACACUGUGGAAAGCACUGACUCAGACCAAGCUAAGCCUGAGGAAGCUUCACCUACUACUGAGGCAACAGUCCCGGUUGCAGGAUCAGUCCCCGUUAAUCAGCCUGCAAAAUCGUGGGCUAGUCUUUUUCACAAUUCCAAGCCCUCUGCUUCCACAUCUGUGGUCUAUGUUGAGACUAAGUAUACCCCUCCUGCCACAUCUCCUCUGGUCCCUGAAAAACAGGUUGAAGUCAAAGAGGGACCUGUUCCAGUUUCAGAGGAUCCUGUAGCCAUAAAGAUUGCAGAAAUACUGGAAAGUGUAAGGCUAAUACAUAAACCAGUGUCUUUGCAACCCCGAGGGCUGAUCAACAAAGGAAACUGGUGCUACAUCAAUGCUACCCUGCAGGCCUUGGUUGCUUGCCCUCCAAUGUAUCAUUUAAUGAAGUCCAUUCCAAUGUAUUCCAAAUCGCAGAGGCCGUGUACCUCAACUCCAAUGCUAGACAGUUUUGUUCGUUUAAUGAAUGAGUUCACUAAUAUGCCUGUACCUCCUAAAGCAAAGCAAGCUUUGGGUGAUAAAAUAGUGAGAGACAUCCGACCAGGAGCUGCCUUUGAACCGACCUACAUUUACAGACUCUUGACGGUUAUAAAGUCGAGUCUGUCAGAAAAGGGCAGGCAAGAGGAUGCUGAAGAAUACUUGGGAUUUAUCCUCAAUGGACUACAUGAAGAGAUGCUGACCCUCAAGAAACUUCUCUCUCCACAUAAUGAAAAACUGUCGGUGUCCAACGGCCCUGAGGCUCAGGCUGUUCCUGAGGAAGAGGAGCAGGAGGAACAGGGGGAAGGCAGCGAGGACGAGUGGGAGCAGGUGGGACCUCGCAACAAGUCCUCAGUCACUCGCCAGGCUGACUUUGUGCAGACUCCAAUCACUGAUAUCUUUGGUGGUCACAUAAGAUCUGUUGUUUACCAGCAGAGUUCCAAGGAGUCUGCUACACUGCAACCUUUCUUCACCCUGCAGCUGGACAUCCAGUCAGACAAGAUCCGCACAGUGCAGGAUGCCUUGGAAAGUUUGGUGGCAAGAGAGUCUGUCCAGGGAUACACCACAAAAACCAAGCAGGAGGUGGAGAUCAGCAGAAGAGUCACACUGGAAGAGCUGCCCCCUGUUCUUGUUCUGCACCUCAAGCGGUUCGUGUACGAGAAGACUGGGGGGUGUCAGAAGCUUAUCAAGAAUAUUGAGUAUCCUGUUGAUCUGGAAAUUAGUAAAGAGCUACUAUCUCCUGGUGUGAAAAGUAAAAUUUUUAAAGGCCAAAGAACCUACCGGCUCUUUGCAGUUGUGUAUCACCACGGGAACAGCGCCACGGGCGGCCACUACACCACGGACGUCUUCCAAAUCGGGCUCAACGGCUGGUUGCGCAUCGACGACCAGGCCGUGAAGGUGAUCCAUCAGUACCAGGUGGUGAAGCCGACUGCGGAACGCACAGCCUACCUCCUGUACUACCGCCGCGUGGACCUGCUGUGACCCUGCCUGCAGCACCCUGCUCCCUAGGACGCCAACUAUCACUGAUUCCCUCUCCUCUAAAUGCUCUUCUGAGUGAAUAUAUUUUUUCUUUUUUUUUUUCUUUUCUUUUCCUUUUUUUCUUU